Lolium perenne is the source of this 3713-nucleotide messenger RNA. RefSeq names its product putative disease resistance protein RGA3. NCBI's taxonomy places the organism in Eukaryota, Viridiplantae, Streptophyta, Magnoliopsida, Poales, Poaceae. The record is from RefSeq and is a predicted model, not a curated record. Gene Ontology annotation, molecular function: ADP binding.
UCUGGAAGUUUGAUCGGGCGUCUCCCCGAUCUGGAUCGCCUUUAUAGACGUUCCCAGUGCUGGCCUGCUCAUCUCGCCCUUCACCGCUGAAUACUCCUGUUCGGAAGAGCCGAAAUUCCCCUCCCUUGCUGCAAACUGAGGAAGCUUGAGCUAUGGCUGUUGUCCUGGAUGCUUUGGCGCCCUACGUGAAGAAGAUGAUCUCGGACUUAGCUGAAGAAGAAGUGAGCAUGCUGCUGGGCGUUGAAGUCGAGAUCCGGAAGCUGAACGGCAACUUGGUGUACCUCCAGGACUACCUCACAGACGCCGACAGGAAACGCAUCACUGACAAGAGCGUCAAGGUGUGGGUGGGGAAGCUCAAGGACGUCAUGUACGAGGCUAGCGACAUCCUUGAGCUCUGCCAGCUUGAGGCCAUGGAGCGACCGGAAGAGCGCCCCGCAGGCGGCGGUGCCUCCAACCGUUCAAGUCCUCUUGGAAGGUACAUGAAGAAGAAGCUGCAGGGCUGUUUCCAGCCGUUGCUAUUCUGUCUUCGGAACCCCGUGUUCGCACACGAGACGGGCAGCCGCAUCAAGAAGCUCAACGAGGAUCUGGACACCAUCCGCAAGGAUGCCACCAAGCUCAAUUUCAUCAACCUCGGCUCCUACCAGGAACGGAGGAAGCUGACAAAUCCGGCACGUCCAAGGAACAAGACGACGUCGGGGUACAACAAGUCUGAAGCCGUGGGGGAGAACAUCGAGGAGGAUGCAGAGCAGCUUGUGCAGAAGCUAAUCGCCCACGAUGGCAGAGACUUUAAGGUGGUGGCCAUCGUUGGCCAGGGCGGCAUGGGCAAGAGCUUCCUCGCAAAGAAGAUCUUCGCAAGCGAGACUAUCAAGGAAGAGUUCAAAACCAAGAUAUGGCUGAGUGUAACUCAGCACUUUGACAAGGUGGAGCUGCUAAGGUCCGCCAUCACCCACGCCGGGGGGGAGCACAAUGAGGAGAAAGACGAGUCCAUCCUCGAGAGGACCCUCACCGAGGCCCUCUCGGCGAACAAGUUUCUGCUGGUCUUGGAUGAUUUAUGGAGCGACACUGUAUGGAAAGACAUCCUCCAGGUCCCCGUUGCUAACGCCAGUUGUACACAACCUGGGAGCAGAGUCAUGAUCACCUCUAGAAAGGAAGAUGUUGCUCGGAGGGUGGGAGCAUCUGGUGGCAACCAACUCCGUGUCAGAAAACUAGAAGAUGAAGAUGCUUGGUCCUUGCUCAAGAAACAACUGCCGCUACCUGAGGUUAGCAGUGAAAAUUCUUUUGAUCAUCUGAAGGAUAUUGGGAUAAAAAUUAUUGCAAAAUGUGAUGGUUUACCACUGGCUAUUAAAGUGAUGGGAGGACUUUUAAGCACAAGGCGUCCAAGUAAAGUUGAGUGGGAGAAUGUUCUGAAAAAAAAUCUUGAAUGGAAAGAAGAUGGGUUGCAUGAGGAACUGAACUUCUCAGUACACUUGAGCUACGAUGAUUUAACACCAGAGUUGAAGCAAUGCUUUCUUUAUUACUCACUUUUUGCUAAGGGUUCAGCGCCUUCCUUUGAACAAGUUGUUAGCAUGUGGAUCAGUGAAGGGUUUAUUCAAGGUGACGGGAGUACAGAAUCAGACGAGCUAGAUCUACAAGAAAUAGGAGAAGCCUAUCACCGAGAGUUGGUCGCCAGGAAUCUUUUGGAGGCCGAUAAUACAGAUUGGAACACAUGGUGUUACAGCAUGCAUGAUGUCGUCCGUUCUUUUGCUCAGUUUGUGGCCAGUGAAGAAGCACUUGUGGUUAGAAAGGACCAAAAUGACAUUAGGAAUCUUCUUUUAGCUAACCAAAAAAUACGGCGUCUCUCUUUAAACCUAGAUGAUUCAGAACUAGAGUGGAGCAUCCUAGAAAAUCUAGAAUCAUUGAGAACAUUAAUGAUCAACUGUAGCACUAUGUCUAGUGGUUCUUUUGCUAGUUUUGUCAGCUUACGGGUACUUAAUAUGGGUGCUGCCGUGUCUGAUUUGCUCCUAGAUUCUGUCUGUCAAUUGAAGCACCUGAGGUACUUGAGACUAGUAUUUGCAGAUAUAUCUCGACUGCCAGAAGACAUCCACAAGAUUAAGUUUCUUGAGUUCCUAGGACUCGUCAACUGUAAAGGGCUGAACAAGAUUCCUGACAACAUUACAAAACUAGCAGGUUUAAGAUAUUUGGAUUUAACUGGGUGCAAUGUUGAUACUGUACCAAGGGGGUUUGGUGGCUUCAAAAUUAUACAUUCAAUUUUUUGGUUCCCAGCAAAGAUGGACGGGGAUUGGUGCAGUUUAGAAGAGUUAGGGCCUCUUUGUCAUCUUAGGAGUCUUUCAAUACAAUAUCUAGAAAAUAUGCCUGAUUAUUCAUUUGCUGCAAGGGCCAUGCUGAGCAACAAGAAGGAUCUCACAUAUUUGGAAUUGGGCUGUUACAGAGAUGAGGAUGUAGAGAUGGAAGAAGGGGUGGAACAAAUUAAGGAGGAAGAGGAGAAGAAAGUCAGAGACAUGCAAAUUGAGGAGGACAAGGGAGAAGGGGAGGAGCAAAUUGAGGAGCAGGUGGAAGAAGGGGAGGAGCAAUCUGCAGAGAAGGGAGAAGGAGACAAGGAGGAGGAGGAGGAAGGAGAGGAACAAUCUGCAAACGGGGAGGAGGGAGAAGGAGAGGAGCAAUGUGGAGAGGUGGAGCAGCAGCGAAUUGAAGGAGUAUUCGAUGAGCUCUGCCCUCCACCUUGCUUGGAGGAUCUAAUCUUGGUACGCUACUUUGGCCGUCGACUACCAAAUUGGAUGCAAGCUCCAGCAGCGGCGGCCUUUAAGAGCUUGAAGAGUAUUGUUCUACGGAGCCUGACCUACUGCGUCCAACUUCCCAAUGGUUUGUGUGAGAUGGUAAAUUUGGAAGAGAUGGAAAUCAACAUCGCUCCAGCCAUCAAGCUUGUCGGGCCUGAUUUUCAAAGCCUCGCAAGUAGGGAUGGAGGUGCUAUUGUUACUAGCCCUUUCCCAAAACUGAGAAUAUUAGCUAUGGUUGACUUCUCUCGAUGGAAGAAGUGGGAUUGGGAGGAGGAGCAGGGCAAAGCCAUGGCCAUGCCUGCCUUAGAGCAUCUCAGAAUCAUAAGCUGCAGGCUGACACAUCUUCCCCUAGGACUUUCUAUCCACAACAGGUAUAAUCUGAGAGUCCUGUAUCUAGAAGAUCUCACCAUCCUGGCAUCUGUGGAAAAUUUCCCAUCGGUUGUUACUUUCGAUGUGCUCUGCUGCCCGAAGCUCAAAAAGAUCGGCGGCUUCUCCAAGUUGCGGAAGAUCUUCAUCGACGGUUGCCCGAAGCUUAAGUUACUGGAGGGUGUCCCUGUGCUCUCUACCAUGGUGCUGGAUGAUGAGACAUGGGAGAUUACAGGUACUCCUGCAAGGUGCACACCCAAGCUAUAUCAAGUUGGACAGCAGCGUCAGCUUCCUGAAAAUUUCACCGUUACCAGAUAGCAGCUCUGACCUCUGAAGACGAAGGUCUGGCGUAUUACAAUAUGCACCAUACAGCUGUCCCCGAGCUUAUAAGAAUACAAUAAGAGGCUGUAAUAUCUAUCUCCUUGCGUAAUUCACAUUUUAGAAUCUGUUUUUUGGUCACAUAGUAGAUUAAUAAAAUUUGGUCAGGCUGGUUAUGAGACAGACAGCUCACGAUUGUUCAUAAAUAUGUAAUGCUUGGAAAUCAUUGAAUUUUCUUCUUCCUAUCUUCCUUCA